UGCUGAUUGUUUUAUAUGCUGUGCUUAUAGUUUGUAACUCGCAACUGCAACUUCAAAUAUUACUAUAUCCGAAAAAAUCUAGUACAAACUACAAAUAUGUUUUUUGACAUUUAAUCUGAUUUUUACAUAAUUUUUAUUUCAAGAAAUAGUGCAAUUAAAAUAAUGGUGCUUACAUGCAAUAAUAAAUCUUAUGUAAUAAACUAAAUUCACCACAAUUUUAAAAAUACAGAUUAGUAUGACAAUAACAUCUUGAUGACAUAGUCUUCCAAUAUGGCAAAAACUGCCCAUCACGAUCCACACACAAAUAAACUGAACAAUACACAAAUCGUUUUGACUAGUCUGGUUGCUGGGGCUAUCGCUGGUGCCCUCGCAAAAACCACUAUAGCUCCCCUUGAUAGAACAAAAAUUAAUUUUCAAAUUGGCCACAAGCCAUAUUCAACGAGAAAGGCAUUCAAAUUCCUCCUGGAAACUUUUAAAAAGGAGGGAUUCUUUGCGCUAUGGAGGGGAAACAGUGCCACUAUGGCACGUAUCGUACCGCAUGCUGCUAUUCAGUUCACUGCGCACGAACAGUGGAAAAGGGUGUUGAAAGUCGAUCAGUCUGGAAAAACUCCAGGCAAAUUGUUCCUAGCUGGUUCCUUAGCUGGAGUCACUUCGCAGUCACUCACAUACCCCCUCGACUUAGCCAGGGCCCGGAUGGCUGUAACACAUAAACACGAAUAUGCCACAUUAAGACAAGUUUUCGUUAAAAUAUAUUAUACUGAAGGACUAAUGACUUUUUACCGAGGAUAUAUACCCACGAUGGGAGGUGUCGUAAUAUAUGCCGGUGUUUCUUUUUUUACUUACGAUACUUUGAAGAGAUUAUUUAGAGAGCGUAUAGACAGUAGUCAUAAUCCUCCUGCCAUCGCUUCUUUAGGGUUUGGAGCAGUAGCCGGUUUACUGGGACAGUCCAGCAGUUAUCCGUUGGAUAUUAUUAGGAGGCGGAUGCAGACGGACUCGUCUGGCAAAUAUAAAAGCAUUUUUCAUACGCUUGUUUAUGUUUACAGGAACGAAGGUAUAAGAAAGGGUUUCUAUAAGGGUCUGUCAAUGAAUUGGAUAAAAGGUCCAAUAGCCGUUGGGAUUAGUUAUGCAACAUAUGAUAAUGUUAAAGUUUUCUUACGGAACAUUUUAGUGAAAUAUAGAAGUAAGUUGUACAUAGAAUAAAUUGAUAUUAAUUGAAAUGCAUUAAAUACUGUGUCAAUUAAAAUAUUUUUUUAGGUAUUUUUUAUUAAAUGAUUAUUUAUAUUGUACUAUUGUACUGCUUCGAACAGAAAGUUAUUUAUUAAAUUGUUAUCGGGUU
Molecule: messenger RNA, 1336 nt
Organism: Anoplophora glabripennis (Asian longhorned beetle)
Lineage: Eukaryota; Metazoa; Arthropoda; Insecta; Coleoptera; Cerambycidae
Gene: DPCoAC
Product: mitochondrial coenzyme A transporter SLC25A42
Exons: 7
Coding region: 271-1200 (309 amino acids)
Biological process (GO): transmembrane transport
Cellular component (GO): mitochondrial inner membrane
Source: RefSeq, a predicted model, not a curated record